This is a messenger RNA of Musa acuminata AAA Group (dessert banana), 1770 nucleotides long. Its product is annotated as pectinesterase-like. Gene Ontology annotation, biological process: cell wall modification. Bases 19 to 1755 code for a protein of 578 amino acids. The record is from RefSeq and is a predicted model, not a curated record. Gene Ontology annotation, molecular function: pectinesterase inhibitor activity; pectinesterase activity. The transcript is spliced from 2 exons. NCBI's taxonomy places the organism in Eukaryota, Viridiplantae, Streptophyta, Magnoliopsida, Zingiberales, Musaceae.
UAUAUACAUGCAUACUCGAUGGCCCUCACCACUUUCAUCAUGGCUUCCGACGCCAUUGCUUUCUUCCUCCUGAGUUCCUUCUUCCUCCUCAGUCCCGUUGUCUCCGUAGUUCCUCUGUUGGCCCCUGUCGACCCUUCCACCGCAUGCAACUCGACGCUCGACCCCAAGUUCUGCAAGACGGUCCUUCCCCCACGAGGAUCCAACAACCUGUACGAGUAUGGCCGCUUCUCCGUCGCCAAGUCCCUCUCCAAUGCCAGGAAGUUCCUCCAUCUGAUCAACCGAUACCUCGCUCACAAGUCGAACCUGUCGCCGACUGCCUCGUUGGCCCUCCUCGACUGCCAGCUCCUGUCGGAGCUCAACAUCGACAUCCUCACCGCGGCUGAAACCACACUGAAUGACACCGACAAGCUCCUCGACCACCAAGCCGACAAGGUGCACACCCUGCUGUCAGCUCUGGUCACCAACCAGCACACCUGCUCCGACGGCCUGCAUGCGACGGAGUCGGCGUGGUCCAUCAAGAACGGCCUCUCCGUCCCUAUGCACAAUAGCACUAAGCUCUACGGCGUCUCCCUUGCACUCUUCAAGCGGGCCUGGGAGCCUCACAGGAAGAACAGGAACGUCAGCCACUCCAGAGUCCCACGUAGGAAGACACUGUUAUUCCACGAAGUCGCCGUCGGCCUCGACGGCGAGCUACCGCUGAGGAUGCCGGCCCAGAAAAGGGAGCUGUUCGAGAAGUGGAGCGGGCGGGGGCUCCUUCAGGCGACCGACGCCGUCCUGGUAAACGACGUCGUGCGGGUGAGCCAAGACGGCAGUGGGAACUUCGUGACGAUCACAGACGCGGUGAAGUCGGCCCCCGUUGACCACGACGAAAACACCGGCUACCACUUGAUAUACGUCGCCGCCGGGGUUUACGAAGAGUACGUCGUCAUCCCCAAGCAGAAGAAACACUUGAUGAUGAUCGGCGAUGGGAUCAACCAGACGGUGAUCACCGGCAACCAUAGCGUCGGUGAUGGCUGGACUACCUUCACCUCCUCGACCUUUGUCGCCCUCGGACAUGGAUUCGUGGCGAUCAACAUAACCUUCCGAAACGCGGCCGGGCCGGCCAAGUACCAAGCGGUCGCGGUCCUGAACAACGCAGAUAUGUCCACCUUCUACAGAUGCAGCUUCGAGGGCUACCAAGACACGCUCUACACCCACUCCAUGAGGCAGUUCUACAGGGAGUGCGACAUCUACGGCACAGUGGACUACAUAUUCGGCAACGCAGCGGUGGUGUUCCAGAACUGCAACGUCUACUCCCGGUUGCCCCUCCCUGGCCAGAUCAACACCAUCACCGCGCAAGGCCGGACCGACCCGAACCAGAACACCGGCACGUCGAUGCAGUCCUGCAACUUCCUCGACGCGGCUGAUCUGGCCGCCACGGCCCUCUGCCUGGAAUCACAGGAGUCGCCGAUGACGUACCUCGGCCGACCGUGGAAGCCUUACUCGAGGACCGUGGUCAUGCAAUCUUACAUGGAUUCGCUGAUCGAGCCUGCAGGUUGGGUGCAAUGGAACAGCGAUGACCUCGCACUGAACACGUUGUACUACGCAGAGUACAACAACAGCGGUCCCGGUUCCGGCACGGCCGGCCGCGUCGACUGGCCAGGAUACCUUGUGAUCAGCGCCAACGACGCCAUCAAUUUUACUGUCAGCAACUUCAUUUCGGGUGAUCAAUGGCUGCCGAUGGCUGGAGUGCCUCAUGACAGUGGAUUGGUCUGAUCGACCAAUGUCAAC